Molecule: messenger RNA, 1116 nt
Organism: Phlebotomus argentipes
Lineage: Eukaryota; Metazoa; Arthropoda; Insecta; Diptera; Psychodidae
Product: lipase 3-like
Exons: 3
Coding region: 1-1116 (371 amino acids)
Biological process (GO): lipid metabolic process
Molecular function (GO): hydrolase activity, acting on ester bonds
Source: RefSeq, a predicted model, not a curated record
AUGAUUGAGUAUUAUGGAUACCCAGUCGAAUCGCACGUCGUUCCAACUGAAGAUGGAUAUCUUCUCACCAUGCAUCGCAUUCCUUAUGGCCGAGCCCUGGGUGCGGGACCAGCGCCUAAUAAACCUGUGGUUUUCCUUCAACAUGGACUGCUGAGCUCUUCCGCGGACUGGGUGAUCAUUGGACCUGACUCAGCCCUUGCUUAUCUUCUCGCCGAUGAAGGAUACGAUGUUUGGAUGGGAAAUGCAAGAGGAAACACCUAUUCAAGAGCUCACAUCUCUCUCGAUCCAGACCGUGUGCCAGAUCGUCACAAAUUCUGGGACUUCAGCUGGCACGAGAUUGGCGUGUAUGAUCUUCCUGCGAUGAUUGACUACACUUUGGAAGUGACAGGGCAGAGUAAACUGAGCUACGUUGGACACUCUCAAGGAACAACAACUCUGUUUGUGUGGCUUUCCCUUCGUCCCGAGUACAAUAAUGUGAUCAAGUCAGCUCAUGCUUUGGCUCCUGUUGCUUUCAUGAAGCACUUGAAAAGUCCCUUUAUUCGGGCUCUUGCUCCACUUGUGUAUGUUCUUCAUAUUGUAACAAGGUUACUUGGAGUGGAUGAGUUCGCUCCCAGCACCAAGAUGAUGCAGUUGGGAGGAGAAAUGGCUUGCAGGGAUGAAUCGCCUUUCCAAGAAGUGUGCGCUAAUGCACUUUUCCUAAUUGCAGGAUAUGAUUCAGAACAGUUAAAUCGGACACAACUUCCUGCUAUCAUGCAUAAUGUACCUGCGGGAGCCGCAACUCGCCAGCUAGUUCAUUAUGCACAACUACACAAUUCUGGCUACUUCAGACAAUUUGAUCAUGGGUUACUUGGCAAUAUAGGAAAAUAUGGCUCCAUCAGUCCUCCAGAUUAUCCUCUAAGUCAAAUCACAGCUCCUAUUGCUCUUCACUUUGGUGACAAUGAUUGGUUGGCAGCUGUUGUUGAUGUAGAAAAUCUACGAAGCAAACUCCCAAACGUUAUUGAAUAUUACAAUGUGCCAUUGGAUGCUUUCAAUCAUAUUGACUUCCAGUGGGCCAUCGAUGUCAAACUCUUGGUUUAUAAUAACCUCAUUAAUCUGAUUGACAUCUACGAUAACUGA